AUGGGCAAUCUACCUCUGGUCGGCCGAAGCCUGGCGAUUUUCGUCACGGCGGCCGUUAUGGUCGGCCUGUCCAUUAUCGCUGUCCUGAUGCGCUGCUUUGUUCGACUGUACGUCGUGCGCGCGUUUGGCUGGGACGAUGGGCUGAUGGUUAUAGCGCUGGCGCUAUUCAUCGCAUUGAGCAUUCUGUGCAUGCUUGGGCCUGAAGCCGGGAUUGGCCAUCGUAUGGUCGACUUUCCCGACCUGGACUCAUUGAAGAAGUCUUUACUGCUAUGGUGGCUAGGCCAGAUGCUAUACCUGUGGUCGUCGGCCGUCGCCAAAGUCGCCAUUGCCUGGGCCCUGCUCCGUAUCGCAGUUCAUCGCUUCCAUCGCGUCAUCAUAUGGAUCGUCAUUGUCGUCGUCAUCUGCAUCGGCUUUGCCUUCUGGGUUAUCCUGCUCUUUGACUGCCAACCCAUCUCGUACUUCUGGGAGCGGCUCAGCUUCCUCACAGCAAGGGGAACGUGCAUGUCAUCGGAUGUCCUGCUCAUCACGGCAUAUGUGUACAGCGGGCUUACAAUCUUCUGUGAUUUCAGCCUGGGCAUACUCCCAAUUUGCUUUAUCUGGAACCUGCAGAUGAAUCGGCGCACCAAGGGGGUGUUGGCGGGCAUUCUCAGCUUGGGCGCAGUUGCGAGUAUCGGUGUCGUUAUCCGAAUGCCAUAUCUAAAGAACUACUCAGACGUGGACUUCCUCUACUCAACAUACCAAAUCGCCAUAUGGUCAAUCAUCGAGACAGGACUAGCCAUUAUAGCCGGCAGCCUCAUCACCCUCCGCCCUCUCUUCCGCUGGUUCCUCGAUGGGACCUCGUCGUACCGCAACCGCAGCGACGGGAAAAGGCACAGCGGUGCAAAAUACGCACUCUCCUCGAUUACACCCAACGAACCAGCUCCGGCACCUGGCUUCAACGACCCGCACUACUGGCGGCCCGAUGUCAAUGCGAACGAGAACACGAUGGUGACGUCUGUGACGGCAUCGGUGGGCCGCAGCAACGAACAUUCCAGCCGGGAAGCCCUAACGCCCUUGAGCGAUGGGAUCGGGCAUGAGCGGCAGCUCAGCGUGGAGAGGACGUUUAGAUUGUCGAGUGGAACGCGGGAUUCGUGGUUUAAUCGGAAUAAUAACUACCUCUAA
Molecule: messenger RNA, 1161 nt
Organism: Aspergillus puulaauensis
Lineage: Eukaryota; Fungi; Ascomycota; Eurotiomycetes; Eurotiales; Aspergillaceae
Exons: 5
Coding region: 1-1161 (386 amino acids)
Source: RefSeq, a predicted model, not a curated record